Oncorhynchus mykiss (rainbow trout) is the source of this 9860-nucleotide messenger RNA. Its product is annotated as adenomatous polyposis coli protein 2. Lineage: Eukaryota; Metazoa; Chordata; Actinopteri; Salmoniformes; Salmonidae. The record is from RefSeq and is a predicted model, not a curated record. Gene Ontology annotation, molecular function: beta-catenin binding; gamma-catenin binding; microtubule binding. Gene Ontology annotation, biological process: nervous system development; cell fate specification; Wnt signaling pathway. Gene Ontology annotation, cellular component: catenin complex; beta-catenin destruction complex; cytoplasmic microtubule.
ACAGCGAGAGAGAGCGCGAGAGAGAGGGAGAGAGGUUGUGGUGUGUGACAGACUAGCAUCACAACAGUAACACGCAUCUGCUAGUGGCGAAUUCAGUAUCACUCCCACAGAAUCCCGAGGUCUCAUUCCACACCCUAUUGAAAUCAACACAGCUCGGGAAAUGAGGAACCACAACAUUGUCUGAAGAUGGCAAACUCCACGGCUUCCUAUGACCAGCUGGUCUACCAGGUGGAAGCUCUCCGCCAGGAGAAUUCCCAUCUGCGGAGAGAGCUGGAGGACAACUCCAACCACCUGUCCAAGCUGGAGAACGAGACCACCGACAUGAAGGGGGUUCUGAAGGGGCUGCAAAGCAAACUGGAGCUGGAGGCUGGCACUUUGGCCUCUUCCGGGAGGACUGAUGUGCUGGACCAGCUCAAAGAGUUGCACAUGGACUUGACCAACUACUAUGAGCUGAAGUACCAGCCGCAAAACAUGCGCGUUCUCCCAGACAGUCUAGCCAGUCUGGCAGCUCAGUCGGGUGACAUGGACGAUUGUCUGGCCUGCUUGCCUCCCUCCUCCUCCAGAGCCAGGAGCCCCCUGCGGCCUUCAUCCCGCCAGAGCUCCUCUCUGUCUGGGGAGGGCACGGCUGUGAACCCUGGAGCCCUGACCAAAGCCAUGCUGGGAGACAGACGCAUCACGGCCCAGCAUCUGGAAGACCUCUACAAAGAGAGAACGAUGUUGCUAAGUGAGAUAGACAAGGAGGAGCGGGAGCGUCACUGGUACUACAGCCAGCUCCAGGGACUGUCUCAGCGGCUGAACCAACUGCCACGCAUCGACACGUUCUCCAUACAGAUUGACCUCAUUCGCCAGCAGCUGGAGUUUGAGGCACAACAGUUGCGUUCUGUCAUGGAGGAACGCUUCGGAACCAGCGAUGAAAUGGUCCAGAGGACACAGAUCCGUGUGGCUCGUCUGGAACAGCUGGAGAAAGAACUACAGGAGGCCCAGGAGUCCAGAGGCACCCAGGAGAAGAGCCUGUGUGAGAUCUCAAGCUGUGAAAAGCAGCCUAUUCCCGAAACUGAACAUGCGUUGACUGCUUCUGCUCUGGAUGCACAAGGAGAUGGAAGCAAAGUGGAGAUGGUGUUCUGGCUGCUCUCCAUGCUGGCCAACCGGGACAAGGAGGAGAUGUCCCGCACUCUGCUGGCCUUGUCCAGCUCCCAAGACAGCUGCAUCGCCAUGCGCAAGUCCGGCUGCGUUCCCCUGCUGGUGCAGAUCCUGCACGACGGCCCAGGGGGCGCCGGAGAGUCGGCCAGGAGUGUAGCAUGCAGCCGGGAGGCCCAGUCCAGAGCCAGCACUGCCCUGCAUAACAUAGUGUACUCCCAGCCCGACGAGGGCCAGGCCCGGCGGGAGAUGAGGGUGCUGCACGUGCUGGAGCAGAUCCGCUCUCACUGUGACAGCGGCAGGGACUGGAUUGAGAGCCAUGUGCGUACUCCCUCUCCUGGGGGUACUACAACCACAGACAUCCCUGAGCCAGUGGAGCCCCAGAUCUGCCAGGCCAUGUGUGCUGUCAUGAAGCUUUCCUUCGAGGAGGAGUACCGAAGAGCCAUGAAUGAACUAGGAGGGUUGCAGGUGGUUGCAGAGGUGAUGCAUUUGGACCAGGAGCUGUACGGCAUGCAGAACGAUCCCAUCAAUAUGGCACUUAGACGCUACGCGGGAAUGGCACUGACAAACCUUACUUUCGGAGAUGUCGUCAACAAGGCCACUCUCUGCACAAAGAAAAGCUGCCUGCAGGCCAUUGUCACCCAACUUGCAUCUGAUAGUGAGGAACUACAUCAGGUAGUGUCGAGUAUUCUUAGAAAUCUGUCAUGGCGUGCAGACAUCAACAGCAAGAGGGUCCUUAGAGACGUGGGGAGUGUAACAGGAUUGAUAACCUGUGCUCUUCAAGCUACAAAGGAAUCCACCUUGAAGAGCCUCCUCAGCGCUCUGUGGAAUCUGUCAGCACACAGUCCUGAGAACAAGGUGGCCAUUUGCUCAGUAGAUGGGGCUCUGGGCUUCUUGGUCAGCACCCUCACCUACAGAUGUCAGACCAACUCACUGGCAAUCAUUGAGAGUGGAGGUGGCAUCCUGCGUAAUGUGUCCAGUCUUGUGGCCACCAGGGACGAUUACAGGCAAAUCCUCAGGGACCACAACUGCCUCCAAACGCUGCUACAGCACCUGCGCUCCCACAGCCUGACAAUUGUGAGCAACGCUUGUGGGACCCUCUGGAAUCUCUCUGCCCGCAGUCCCAAGGACCAGGAACUGCUGUGGGACCUGGGAGCGGUCAGCAUGCUGCGCAACCUCAUCCACUCCAAGCACAAAAUGAUAGCCAUGGGAAGUGCCGCAGCUCUACGGAACCUGCUCACGAACCGGCCCUUCAAGUAUAAGGAUGCCGCGGUCAUAUCCCCUGGUUCCUGCAUGCCCUCACUCUACAUGAGGAAGCAGAAAGCACUAGAGGCUGAACUAGAUGCAAAGCACCUUGCGGAGACAUUUGAUUCUAUUGAAAAAAAAAACUGUGCCAAGCAUCCAAGCAUCAACAAGCCACUGUGGCACAUCGAGAGCCUGGCAAAAGAUUAUGCAUCUGACUCGGGCUGCUUUGACGAUGAUGAGGCCCCUAAUGUCUCCAGUAGUCUGGACACAGGGAGUUUCUCCAUGCUCUCCAUGUUCCUGACCAACUCCAACUUUCUUCAAAACCAGCUUUGCAAGAAGGACAGUGAACCGGAGAGAGAUGUGGAGCCACCACAGACAGAGGAAAAGAAGCCAGUGCCUCCAGAAGAUGAGGUGUCUGUUGCAGCAGAAAAAUUAGCAAAAAAGAUCACCAACACUGUGGCUAAGAUUGAUAAGCUUGUGGAGGACAUUACCAUGCAUACAUCUUCGGAGGACAGCUUUAGCCUUAGCUCAGAGGACCGUUUUGCAGACCUGCCCUAUGGAUCAGAUGAACUCCAUGAGGCCCGGGCCAAAUCAUGCUCCCCCUGCCGCCUCUCUGAUACCAGCAGCUAUGCACACAGAGAACGUCUAAACAGAGCCCAUGCUAUCUUACGUCUCAAAACUACCCAUGCAAGUUUGUCCACUGACAGUCUGAACAGUGGCAGCACCAGUGAUGGCUAUUGUGGUAGCAAGGACCAGAUUAGGCCCUCAGCGAGACGGCCUAACAAGCUUGAUCUUAAGGUGGCCCAUCAAGAAUACCUUAACGUCGGAGCUCAUGUCCUCAAUGAGACAAGUCAGAUCGACGUACCAGAGAGAGAUUCUGUGGACAGCAAAAAUGUGAAAUUGCCUGAUCUUAAUAGCACAGAAACAGAGAAGAGCCAAGCGUUGCCCCCUCAAACACCAGCUAGCCUAUCAACUAAAUUCUCUUCUGAUGUCAGCAUGACUUCCAUAAAGCUGUCCCCUUCUUAUCAACAUAUCCCUCUAAUUCAAAGUGUCGCUAAGUUUGGUGUUGCAAAGACUGCCAUCAAUGUACAUGCAGCUCAAACAAUGAGGAGACAAGCCUGGGUCCCAACUGUGAUGACUGGGGGGAGUUUAACCAAGUUUUCUCCAAUGAGCUCUGCUAGAAGUCCUACCAUUGGACCAAUGGAGACACUGCAGAAGUAUUCAGUGGAGAACACACCAAUCUGUUUCUCCCGUUGCAGUUCCCUGUCCUCCCUCUCCUCUGGUGAUGAAGCUCUUGACGGGCAGAGUCAAAGUGAGUUGGAGAGUGACUCAUCACUUGAGAUCAUUGAAGUGGAAGAUGAGGAUCUGGUAAAGAGGGAGGAGGAGAAUGAGACCUUGGAGGAUCUUAGUGAUAGCCAACUGCUAGUCACUGAUUCAAAAACCUGUCAAAGCCUUGGGACUGAUCCAAUUGAAAUUCCCUGCCCAACCAAACAUGAAAAGGUGUUCCUGAGGGGUGUCUCACCAGGCAUACUUGAGGACAGAUCACCUUCAAGUUCGUCAGAGAACUACAUCCAUGAGACCCCACUUGUGAUGAGUCGUUGUAGCUCUGUCAGCUCACUGGGUAGCUUUGAAUCUCACUCAAUUGCCAGCUCCAUACUAAGUGAUCCAUGCAGCGAAAUGAUCAGUGGGACCAUAAGUCCAAGUGAUCUUCCUGACAGUCCAGGGCAAACCAUGCCUCCCAGUCGAAGCAAAACUCCAUGCUUUGCUGAAUCAAAUGGUACAGAAAGCCAAAACGCCGGGACAGCAGGGCAGUGGGAAAGCAGCUUGCGCAAGUUCAUGGACAUUGCAGACUUUAAGGAAAGGUUCAACCUGCCUCCAGAUUUAGACACCAUGAUCUACUUUACAGUCGAAAAGCCGACAGAGAACUUUUCAUGCGCCUCUAGCUUGAGUGCUCUACCUCUUCAUGAGCACUUCAUUCAGAAGGAUGUUGAACUGAAAUUGACCCCCAUACUCCAGCAAAAGGACAACAAUUCAACAUCCCCACAGGCUCAGGGAGAGCCAGAUGACAAUGAGCAUCCUUCCUUUAUGGACCAAGGGGAAAGAUAUAGUGAGGGCAAUUCAGAUGACGAUAUAGAAAUUCUCAAAGAAUGCAUCAAUUCAGCAAUGCCCUCCAAGUUCAGGAAAGUAAGGCCAUCCCUGAUCUCCACCUUACCCACCCAUGUUCUAAACUCACAAACCCGAAAACCUAUACCUGUUUAUAUGAUGGUUCCUAACAAUGCCAAUCAAAUGUGCUCAGGGAGAAGGAUUGUAAUGCAACAAAAGGACUUAUAUCUUGAUGAUUCCUCAUAUACUGAUUCUGCCGAGGGCACUCCCGUAAACUUUUCCAGCACGACAUCGUUAAGUGACGAAACACUUCAGUACCCAGUGAGGGACAAGGGGGCAAAAGAUUGGAGGGUAAGAAAUAUGAACAAACAGGAAUUGUUGGAUCAAGAGGCAAAGAGAAUUGAAGACCUUCGGGUUUUCUCGCACUUCCACAAGAACACUAAAAUGACCAGUCAGCCUGACAUACCAGUCAAUCAAAUCAACAGGUCAAUCAAACAUGUCAUUCCCACUCAAAGAGUACUGAUGCAGAGCAAAGAGGUGGCUGAUAGAGUGGCUAACCAGAGAAAGCAUGAUCAAUCAUCCAUUCAACAAAGACAAAAGCAGGGACAGGUCCUGACAAGGAAACUGGAUCUGCCUAUCAUAAAGCCAAACACAGAGGGGAACCAAAAUCAGAGAGCACUCCAGGGGAACAAGGCUUUUCAGUCCAUCCGCUGUCCCACAGAGGAAGCCAUUUACUGCUUAUACAAUGAACAGACAGACAAAGAGGAGGGAGUGAUUAAAAGGGCAGGGAAAAAACAGAUGAGAGAGUCCAGCAAGAACACUCUCUCCCGAAGUAUGACUAAUAUUGGUCGGAUUGACAAUUCCCAGACAAGAUCCAAAGGUUUUAAUAGGAUCAAGCACAAACUAAUAAUGGACGAAACACCCCCAUGUUAUUCUCUUAGUGGAUCUCUUAGCUCUUUGAUUGAUGCAGAAUUUGAGGAACACCAAUCAAAAGCCCAGCAAAUAUGGGUGAAAAACAAACACAACAAGAUAUCUAACCAGGCCCAACAAAAAAGACCAAUGCACAUCCACAAUCAGUAUGAGGAACAAAGCUCACCAAGUUCAGUCAGUAUGGAUUCAGAGGAUGAUCUUCUGCAAAAAUGCAUAACAUCUGCAAUGCCCAAGCAGAGGAAGAAGCUUUCUGCAAGAAAGAAAGCAGAGAAGAAGCAGAAACAAAGAAACGUCAUGCAGAAUGUGGCCAGUGGAUGGAACAAAGAACAAGAAUUUGACAGUGAGGAUAUGGCUUCGGAUAAAGACUCAGACCUCAACAGUGUUGAAUGGAGAGAAAUACAAGAAGGCGCUAAUUCUGUUGUCACACGGUUACAAGCAUCAAAGUCUCAAGAACCGUCCUCUGAAGAGACCGAAUCUGUCCUCUCUUUUAUGUCUGGAUCUAGUUUUACUCCUAAAGAAAAUAAGAUCUUUAAGGACAAAAAAGCUAACAAACCUCUGGACUUUAACCAACGUAAGCCAGUUCCAAAUCUGCCAGUGGUCUUCAGAGGUAGAACAGUGACAUACACCCCUAAGAAAGAGAUCAAUCUCUCACAAAUACCUCCUCCUAACAAAAUGUCACCCAAGACAGAUGCUCCAAAGAAUCCAAACCUUGCUCAACAGAGGUCAAGGAGUCUCCACCGUUUGGGACAACCCCGUGACUCCACACAGUGGUGUUUGCCGAAAAGAAGCUCAACCCCACCUCCGAGGAUACCAAAGAGCUCAUCAUCUGGAUCAUCUCAAAGCUCUACUCCAUCGAGACAGUCACCGAAGAAAAUAACCUUCCCCUCACAAACUAGUCAAUCUGUUUCCAAAAAAGAUACCACACCAGCAAGUAGUCCACCUGAAAGGAAUGGACGUUCCACUGUUCCUUCAAAUCCGACCCCAAAAUCUCCAGCACACAAAACACAGAAGUCACCUGUCCGAAUACCCUUCAUGCAGAAUGCAGCAAGACAGUCCAGAACUCUAUCACCAUUGGUAACCAACCAACCCACAAGUAUCAGCAGGCAAAACAGUCAGGUGGCAGGAAAAAGAAUACCUCCAGCCAAUCGCGUGACAUCUGUCCAUUCAAGCUGCAGCGAAUCUGACCGCAAUGGGUUCCUGAGGCAAUUGACCUUCAUCAAGGAAUCAAAGACUAUGAUGAGACGUGACGGUCCGUCCUCACGCUCUGUUCCUACCUCGCAGCAUGCAUCGCCCAGAAAAACAAUCCCAGGUGCUCCUGCAGUCUUCCUCUGCUCAUCUCGAUGCCAAGAGCUAAAGGCAGUUGCUCAGGGUCCAAGAAGGAUGCAAGAAAGGGGGCCAGGGCAAAGGCAAGAGUCAAGGCAGGGGCUACAAAGGCAGACUGUGACUCUGUCCAGAGCCUGCUCUAGUGACCGAGACCUCUCAACCAGGCAUCCAGCCAGGAGAACCAGCUCAGAGAGUCCCUGCAGGUUGCCUCAGAGGAACAUCUCUGCAACCAAGCAGCAGGAAAGAGACACAAUCAAGCACCAUUCCUCAUCGCCCAGCAUUAACAUACUGAGCAGAGUAACCAGCCGUUCCUCCCUCCGCUCCUCGUCCUCUGACUCAAGUGGGCGAGCCAAGAGUGAGGACGAUACAAAUAAGAAGCAGCAGAGAACUGGAUCACGUCUCAAUGACAGAGUCACCUGGAGGAGAAUUCGGGAUGAGGAUGUUCCUCAAAUCUUGAAGAGCACUCUGCCAUCUACUGCACUGCCUCUGUUGCCUGUUCCUGAAGGUCCAAAACCUAAACCACCGGCACUGCCAGGGAAACUGCCGACCAUUUUACUUAAUUCAAGAAAGACAAGCGACGCCACAGUCCAAACAGAGGAUUUCUCGUCCAACAAGACCAACUCAAGCACCUCUCCAACUGUUGAGACAGCUCCAGUCAUCUCAGAGGAGGCAGCGAGACUAGACCUCCUUAGAAAGAUCAGCAUUGGCUCCGGCCAAGAUGGAGGCUCUGAUGGAUGCCUAAAGAGCUACAGCACAGCCUCUACUGGAAAUUCACACUCUGUGGAAACUCACACAGGUGGCGUCGGUCAUUUCCGUCAGAGCUCCCCCAGCAUGGCGGUUAGGGUUACCCCAUUCAACUACAUACCCAGCCCCAUGGCUUGCUGCCUGCAAGACACACAGAGCCAAGAAACAACAAUCAAUGAGAAGUCAUGUGAUAAAUCUGAAGCGCAGUAGCUACCACGUAGUACCGUAUGUACUUCUGUACAUUUGAGAUGAAUAAAAUCCUACUGUGUUCCUGAUUGAUACUAACACUCAGAUGGCUUAGUUGUGAAUAUCAAUCAUUUUACCUCGGGUAUUGAACCUUUUUUUUCCUCACUGCAUCAGAAAUAUGUCUUCAAAAAAGAACACUUGUCAUGUCAAAUCAUCUGAUCCCACAUGCCAUUCAUACAAGUUGGAUGUAUGCAUAAGACAAGACUUCAAUGGAUAGACUAACACUAUCCUUUAGAGAGGAGUGACGGGGAAUAGCCUAUUCUCUUACAAAAUAACAUUUUUGUACUUUUUGUAUUUGUAUAUAUAUCAUUGCCUGUUAGAAAAGUAGUGUAGACAUGACAACAUACAAAAAAAGAAAAUUGUAUGUGGAUUCCAAGACAUACAGUACCAUCAUCAAAAUGAAGGAAGUACCAUUAAUGAAAAACAAUAUGCAAAUUAUUGAGUGAAAACCCGGCUGGAAGAGUUUGUGUUUUUGGAAAGGUACUACUGUGUUUCCAAACUAAUUUGAGAAAGACCAUUGAAAUACAUCAAAAUAAGGACAUCAUCUCAUGUACAGUAUUUCUUAUGUACUCACAUGUCACUGCUUCGCCUUCACCACACUACUCACUACUGAGAAUACAACACUGUUAGCAUUCACUUUUGAACCACUGCAGGAAUUAUUAUUGCUAAUAGUUAACCUUAAACAAUCAGCACUGCUGGAACUCUGUGUUAUCUGUAUUCUGUCUUUAAAGUAGUAUUUAAAUGCGUGCAGGCAUACGGUAGAACUAUAAGCUUCCCAGUGAGCAAAAACAACUCUGUGUUGCUCCUUACAGCAUGUUAAAUACACCUGUAUUACACCUCUUAAUAUUGUGGAUGUUGGACUAAAAUCAACUUCUCAGUGGUAUUCUUCAUUAUUUAAAAAGUUCAACAAAAAAUAUCCAGUAAACAUGCAUUUCUAGUCCAUCUGCAAUCUGGAUCAAGUGGCAAUGAAGUAACGUCAUGCUCAUUGAUGCUCGUUGUACAUGAACAGGCUAAAUGACUUGACUGUAUUUCAACUUAAUAGCUGUAAAUGCCUUUGUCUAUUGAAUGCUAUAACAUAUUUGUGUUUGCCUCUAGAAUCAGUUAUACUUAAAGUAAUCACAGGCAGGUAAAAGAUGGUGUUAAGGUGGCUGAUGGUCACUAAGAGAGAAACAACUGUUGGGUUUUACAGACGUGUACUCUUACAGAAAUUAUUCUGUAUAACUAUUUACAGAAAUGUGUUAAUAUUUGCUUAAACGUCUUGCUGCCAGUAGUGAUAGGUCAAAGAACUCAAGCAUUAGAAAUUAAAAUUAAUAUUCUCUGUAGUUGUAACAUCACCUGUUCAUAUGUUCUCUGGUCAUAUGUUCUCUGAGAGAUGUAACCAAGACAAAAGUGCUUGACAAAAAUGAAACUAAUCUUGCUUGAUCUCCAUGACAUUUAAGGGCUGUUUAUUCUCAUUAAAUGUGCAGUGUUGAAUUGUGUCAACAAGUAACAUUUCCAUGUUUUACUCGUGUUUUCAGUAAUGCAAUGAACCAAGUCUCUUUGUCACACAAACAUUGUCACAUAAUGGCCAUUGAUAAUGUAUAAACAGCCCUUAAAGACAAAUAGUGAGUGUGCAGUAUGAAGGAAAGUUUUGUCAAAGACGAAGACAUUAUCUUUGAAAGUUUUGUCAAGAUCCUUACAACUGAAGUGUUGUAUAUGCUAUGUUACGAUUAAAAUGUCCAAGGUCAUCCACCAUGAAUGUCAUAUUCUUUGUUUACACCUGGCAUUACAUUACUUCAAGUUAUAUUCAGUGCUUGGAAGCGCCAGAAUGAUUUGCAAACUGGUUGUGAACGAGUCUAAUGAAAUCACCUCCAAAGUUGGAACAUAAAAGCUGAUUUGCAUCGGCCAUGACUUGGAACUGGACUACUGUAGCAGUUUCCUGUGAAGAUAACUGUCAUUUUGAUAUUACCCACUUUGCUACAACUAGAAUAAAUGAAGUUGGACAACUGGGUGAAGGGAAGGAGGAUUUUAACAGAUCAGAUAUGGGGGACAAGAAAUCUCAUGCCAGGUGUGAACAGAGCCAUAGGCAACAAAUGGUACAAUGUGAUAUAGGCCAAGGAAUGAAAGUCAUCAUAAUAAAUGUUCUCAUCAAA